Molecule: messenger RNA, 1692 nt
Organism: Radiomyces spectabilis
Lineage: Eukaryota; Fungi; Mucoromycota; Mucoromycetes; Mucorales; Radiomycetaceae
Product: Sec1-like protein
Exons: 9
Coding region: 1-1692 (563 amino acids)
Biological process (GO): vesicle-mediated transport; intracellular protein transport
Cellular component (GO): Golgi membrane
Source: RefSeq, a predicted model, not a curated record
AUGGAUGUUAUCAAGGCAAUGCAAAGUUACAUUGAUAAAAUGAUCAACGACGUCGUUGGAAUGAAGGCUUUAUUACUCGAUAUUGAAACUACCCCAAUAGUUUCUCUUGUAUCAACACAGUCGGCAUUGCUGACAAAGGAAUGCUAUCUUAUUGAUCGCAUCGAUAAUCGAAAUCGAGAAAAAAUGAAGCAUUUGAAAUGCAUAUGCUUUCUACGACCGACACGCGAAAGUAUCCAAUACCUUGUUGAAGAAUUACGAGAGCCUGCUUAUGGCGAUUAUUACAUAUAUUUUAGUAAUGUGCUACGUAAAGCAGACAUCGAGCUUUUGGCCGAAGUAGACGAGCAUGAAGUGGUGCGCGAAGAAUAUUUCGGUGAUUAUCAAGCGAUCAAUCCAGAUCUGUUUUCACUUGGUAUGUCACCCACCCAGAUUUUUGGCGACAGUGCAGCCACUUGGAAUCCGGAGGCUUUCGACAAGUCUGUUCAAGGGAUUUGUGCCGUUUUGUUGAGUCUCAAAAAGAAACCACUUAUACGGUAUGAAAAAGCCAGUCCACUGGCGCAGAGAAUAGCUCAGGAGGUGCAGCAUCGUAUUCAACAAGAAGGCCAGUUAUUCGACUUCCGUCGUCCAGAUACACCGCCUAUCCUGUUGAUUUUGGACCGUCGCAAUGAUCCAGUCACCCCGCUCCUCACGCAAUGGACGUAUCAAGCUAUGGUUCAUGAAUUGAUCGGUAUCCACCAUGGCCGCGUCGAUAUGUCCAACGUACCUGAUAUCCGAAACGAAUUAAAGGAAAUCGUCUUGUCGCCAGAUCAAGAUCCAUUUUUUAGAAAAUCGAUGUAUCUCAAUCUCGGCGAUCUGGGAGCUACUAUCAAACAAUACGUCGACGAAUACCAAACGAAAACAAAAUCCAACAUGAAUAUUGAAUCUAUUGCAGAUAUGAAACGCUUUGUUGAAGAAUAUCCCGAAUUUCGUAAACUAUCUGGCAACGUAUCCAAGCAUGUAGCCCUAGUCAGCGAGUUGAGUCGAAGGGUAUCCCAAGAAAAGCUUCUGGAGACCAGCGAGCUGGAACAGAACCUUGCUUGCAAUGAGAACCACAACAACGACCUCAAGAUGAUCCAACAACUGAUUGAAAACGAGCAAAUAUCGGACGACGCCAAAGUACGACUGGUGUUAUUGUAUGCUUUACGAUAUGAGAAAGCUCCCAACAAUUCGAUCAAGAGCUUGGUUGAUCUGUUAGAUCAAGUAGGAGUGAGCGAACAGAAAAGCGCGUUAGUACCGGCCAUACUGUUUUAUGCUGGUUACCAACAGCGUCAAGAUGAUUUGUUUUCAAAUCAAACGUUUUUAUCCCGAGGUAAAAGUGCUCUCAAAGGCUUGAAGGGAGUGGAGAAUGUAUAUACCCAGCACACUCCUUUAUUGGGCGAGACUUUGGAUCUCUUGAUCAAGGCUCGCCUCAGGGAUACUAGUUAUCCUUGUGUCAGCGGCAACGAUAUGAUUCCCAAGGAGAGGCCGCAAGAUAUCAUUGUGUUUAUGUGCGGAGGAACGACUUACGAAGAAGCUCGAUACGUAGCACAACUGAAUGCAGCUGUACCAGGUAUUCGGAUCGUGCUUGGCGGUACCAAUAUUCACAACUCUAAAAGGUCAGUCAUAUGGUGGCAUGACUCUAUGGCAUAUAUCCUAAAUAACCGCGACAUGAUAUGA